This is a messenger RNA of Maylandia zebra (zebra mbuna), 4950 nucleotides long. RefSeq names its product splicing factor 3b, subunit 3 (gene sf3b3). Gene Ontology annotation, molecular function: nucleic acid binding; protein binding. Lineage: Eukaryota; Metazoa; Chordata; Actinopteri; Cichliformes; Cichlidae. The record is from RefSeq and is a predicted model, not a curated record. Gene Ontology annotation, cellular component: nucleus.
UGUAGGUCAACUCUUGCGACGGCGUGUUUGGCUGGCAAAGGACCCACCAACGGCGGUUCAGCGUCGGCUUCUCAGGGUUUCAAGGAAAUAGUUUUCGUAAAUGAAACUUUAUCCAUCUGAAAUCAGAGUCAUCUUACGAAACACACCGUUUUGAGCCGGGUUAAGCGCUCUUUCAGCUUCCUCUGAAUAAGAUUCGAGUGGAAGCCAUGUUUCUCUACAACAUCACCCUGCAGCGUGCCACCGGCAUCACCCAUGCCAUCCAUGGAAACUUCUCAGGAACCAAGAUGCAGGAGAUUGUUGUUUCCAGAGGAAAGAUCCUGGAAUUAUUACGGCCAGAUGCCAACACAGGAAAGGUGCACACUCUUCUCACAAUGGAAGUGUUUGGCAUCAUCAGAUCCCUGAUGGCCUUCAGACUCACUGGAGGAACCAAAGAUUACAUUGUUGUGGGGAGUGACAGUGGUCGUAUCGUCAUCCUGGAGUAUCAUCCAUCAAAAAAUAUGUUUGAGAAGAUCCACCAGGAAACAUUUGGGAAGAGCGGCUGCCGCCGUAUUGUUCCUGGACAGUUCCUUGCUGUUGACCCAAAAGGCAGAGCUGUAAUGAUAGGAGCGAUAGAGAAACAGAAGCUGGUGUAUAUUCUGAACAGAGAUGCUGCUGCGAGACUGACCAUCUCCUCUCCACUGGAAGCCCAUAAAGCAAACACACUGGUCUACCAUGUGGUUGGAGUCGAUGUUGGGUUUGAAAAUCCCAUGUUUGCCUGCUUAGAGAUGGACUAUGAGGAAGCUGACAACGACCCAACAGGAGAAGCUGCUGCCAACACACAACAGACGCUCACCUUUUACGAGCUGGAUCUCGGCCUGAACCAUGUGGUCCGCAAGUACAGCGAGGCAUUGGAAGAACAUGGAAAUUUCCUCAUAACUGUUCCUGGUGGUUCUGAUGGGCCCAGUGGGGUUUUAAUCUGCUCUGAAAACUACAUCACCUACAAGAAUUUUGGAGACCAGCCUGACAUUCGCUGUCCCAUUCCACGGCGUAGAAACGACCUGGAUGACCCAGAGCGUGGCAUGAUAUUUGUGUGCUCAGCUACCCACAAGACCAAGUCCAUGUUCUUUUUUCUGGCCCAGACUGAGCAGGGAGACAUCUUUAAGGUUACUCUAGAAACUGAUGAAGAAAUGGUCACAGAAAUUAGGCUGAAGUACUUUGACACAAUUCCCGUUGCAACAGCGAUGUGCGUCCUGAAGACUGGCUUCCUCUUUGUGUCUUCAGAGUUUGGAAACCAUUACCUUUACCAGAUUGCCCACUUGGGUGAUGAUGAUGAUGAGCCCGAGUUCUCAUCGGCAAUGCCGCUGGAAGAGGGAGACACCUUCUUCUUUCAGCCACGCCCACUUAAAAAUCUUGUGCUGGUGGAUGAACAGGAGAACCUGUCACCAAUCAUGUCCUGUCAGAUUGCUGAUUUGGCCAAUGAGGACACACCUCAGCUUUAUGUAUCAUGUGGACGAGGACCCCGGUCCACUCUAAGGGUCCUUCGGCACGGACUGGAGGUUUCAGAGAUGGCUGUGUCUGAACUGCCCGGUAACCCCAAUGCUGUGUGGACUGUACGCAGACAUGUAGAAGAUGAGUUCGAUGCCUACAUUAUUGUCUCUUUCGUCAAUGCCACUCUGGUUCUGUCCAUCGGUGAGACUGUAGAAGAAGUGACAGAUUCUGGUUUUCUGGGAACAACACCCACUCUCUCCUGCUCACUCCUGGGUGAAGAUGCACUUGUACAGGUUUACCCAGAUGGUAUCCGUCACAUCCGAGCAGACAAGCGUGUGAACGAGUGGAAAACUCCUGGUAAAAAAACUAUUGUCCGCUGUGCUGUGAACCAGCGGCAAGUAGUCAUCGCCCUCACUGGUGGGGAGCUGGUCUACUUUGAGAUGGACCCGUCUGGCCAGCUGAAUGAGUACACAGAGAGGAAAGAGAUGUCUGCAGAUGUGGUUUGUAUGAGCCUGGCCAACGUUCCUCCUGGUGAGCAACGCUCCCGAUUCCUGGCUGUUGGGCUGGCUGACAACACUGUUCGCAUCAUCUCCCUGGAUCCUUCGGACUGCCUGCAGCCACUGAGUAUGCAGGCCCUACCAGCCCAGCCAGAGAGUCUGUGUAUCGUGGAGAUGGGGGGGGUGGAGAAACAGGAUGAACUUGGAGACAAAGGAACCAUAGGCUUUCUCUACCUUAAUAUUGGGCUUCAGAACGGUGUGCUUCUGAGGACUGUCUUGGACCCAGUGACUGGAGACUUGUCAGAUACCAGAACACGCUACCUGGGAUCACGACCUGUUAAACUGUUCAGAGUCAGAAUGCAAGGACAGGAAGCUGUGCUUGCAAUGUCCAGUCGCUCCUGGCUCAGCUACUCUUACCAGUCUCGUUUCCAUCUGACUCCUCUCUCAUAUGAGACUCUGGAGUACGCCUCUGGUUUUGCCUCUGAGCAAUGUCCAGAAGGCAUAGUGGCCAUCUCUACCAAUACUCUGAGAAUCUUGGCUUUAGAGAAACUUGGAGCCGUCUUCAACCAAGUGGCCUUCCCACUUCAGUACACUCCCAGGAAAUUUGUAAUCCACCCAGAGACCAACAACCUCAUUUUGAUUGAAACUGACCACAACGCCUACACCGAGGCCACCAAAGCUCAGAGAAAGCAACAGAUGGCUGAGGAGAUGGUAGAAGCUGCAGGUGAGGAUGAAAGAGAACUGGCUGCUGAGAUGGCUGCUGCAUUCCUAAAUGAAAAUCUUCCAGAAGCCAUUUUUGGUUCACCCAAAGCCGGCGCAGGACAGUGGGCCUCACUAGUGCGGCUGGUUAAUCCCAUACAAGGUUCAACACUGGAUCAAGUGCAGCUGGAACAGAACGAAGCUGCGUUCAGUGUGGCCGCUUGUCGAUUCACCAACACGGGUGACGAUUGGUACGUCCUGGUCGGUGUUGCCAGAGACAUGAUUCUCAACCCAAGGUCAGUGGGUGGCGGCUUCAUCUACACAUAUCGACUCGUCAGUGGAGGGGAGAAGCUGGAGUUUGUGCACAAGACCCCAGUAGAGGACGUGCCUUUGGCAAUCGCACCAUUCCAGGGACGAGCCCUAGUUGGAGUGGGAAAACUGCUUAGAAUCUACGACCUGGGGAAAAAGAAGCUGCUACGCAAGUGUGAGAACAAGCACGUUCCCAACCUGGUGACUGGCAUCCACACCAUUGGCCAGCGUGUCAUCGUGUCUGAUGUCCAGGAGAGUCUGUUCUGGGUUCGUUACAGACGUAAUGAGAACCAGCUCAUCAUCUUCGCUGAUGACACAUAUCCCCGCUGGGUGACGACGGCCUGUCUGCUCGAUUAUGACACCAUGGCUGCUGCUGACAAGUUUGGGAACAUCAGCAUCGUGCGUCUCCCCCCUAACACAAGUGAUGAUGUGGAUGAAGACCCCACUGGGAACAAGGCUCUAUGGGACAGGGGCCUCCUCAAUGGAGCAUCACAGAAGGCUGAGAUAAUAAUGAACUACCAUGUAGGAGAGACAGUGUUAUCUCUGCAGAAGACUACUCUGAUUCCUGGUGGUUCAGAGUCCCUGGUCUACACCACACUGUCUGGAGGCAUCGGCAUACUAGUCCCAUUCACUUCACAUGAGGAUCAUGACUUCUUCCAGCACUUAGAGAUGCAUAUGCGCUCAGAGUUUCCUCCUCUUUGUGGCAGAGACCAUCUCAGCUUUAGAUCCUACUACUUCCCAGUCAAGAAUGUGAUUGAUGGAGAUCUGUGCGAGCAGUUUAACAGCAUGGACCCUCACAAGCAAAAAAGUGUGGCAGAGGAGUUGGACAGAACACCACCCGAAGUCUCUAAGAAGCUGGAGGACAUUCGCACUCGCUACGCUUUCUAACCUCACACACGGACAUUUCGCACAACACACAUGAAUUUUACCAAUGCAUACGUUUCAGGACCCACAGAUCGUUGCUUUUCCCAGCUGCGAGUCAUCUUUAGUGAUUCAGAAUGAGGUAUUAUGCGGUUUACUGUGAGCAGACACCAGCUUACAUGGAAACCUACAAGAAGCCACUCGGCUUGUAAGUGUCUCACGUUGACCACCUGUGAUGUAAUAACCUGCUUUCAAGUGUGUGAGCAUUUAGCUGCUGCGUGAACAGGAAUGACACACAUACUUUUUCACGGGUCAGUUACUGAGAAUUUGUCAGGUUUUUGUCACCUCCAACUACAGAAACCAUGCAUGCAGCACCACAAAGACACGUUACAUGGAAACAUGACAAAGCUGUUGUUUCUCUAAACAUUGAGCAGUAGCUUUGGUGUCUUUCACACUUACAUCUGUGCGAGCAGAAUUUGGCACAGCUAUAUGAGAGUUCACACGCUUGAUCGCUUUUUCUGUUCACAAAGAGAUCACAGUUAGAAAGUGUCAGUCAUCGUGGAAGAAAAUCAUUUUUUUUAUUUAAAGAGUUUUUGCAUUCCCCCUAGUAGGAAAGGCUAGUUGAUGUCUAAUGUACACAAAGCUGUCUCUGAAAUAUUUCAUUUUGUGUAUCCUCCAGCUUUGACCACAGGAAACUUUUUUUUAUAAUGAUAUCAUUUUAAUUUGUGCUAAUUGGAAUAAUUUGUUGUGACACAUACAUACCAUUGUCCCAGAUGGUAUAAAACUUCCCAGCCCCAAACCCUUCCUGUCUUUGUGAUGUCAUGUUGGCCCCCAGGCUCAUUAAAAAGCACAUUGCUUACUCACACCUGGGAGCCUAACACAAGCUGACACCUAACUGUGUGUAAGCUGCAGCCUGCAGUCCAACAAGUGCCGCCGUUCUGUGGAGUUGGUGGAAAAAUACUGAAGGUUUGCACUGGGUGUUGUUCUUGUCAGUCCAGUAAAUUCCCAACCUCAGCCACAGACAUAGCAAUCCACAGUAGUCACUGAAUUUAGGGGGAUUGUGGGACAGGUCAGUGGUCUGUUUUUGUAAAUAAAGUUGUUUUUGUUCUUUAUAAUG